This is a messenger RNA of Penicillium salamii, 1074 nucleotides long. The record is from the annotation of a GenBank genome assembly. Lineage: Eukaryota; Fungi; Ascomycota; Eurotiomycetes; Eurotiales; Aspergillaceae.
AUGAAUCUGCGGUUAAGGGAGGAGGGAGGUGGAGAAUGUGAGCUAGUGGGAGAGGAAAUGGCUACACUGGUGGGCAACGGGAUCCUCGUGGGAUUCGCUGGUCAAGCGCUUUUGUCCCUAUGUCUGUCGAUAUGGGUUUUUUUCCUAACGAAGCACGGCAAUAUGGAUAUCACACAUCCAGAAGGCUCUGUCGGGCGCGAGGUUGAGCGCAAACGCAUGGACUUUGUGUCUAAAAUCCUGAUGAUCGGAUCGGACUUUCAAUCUACGCUAGGAAUAGCUUAUUUGGUCACUACGUUCGCACAGGUAUCAAUCAUGAGCACCUACCACUUGCACCUCGUUUUCGACAUUUCAAGCUUUGUGGGAGUAUCGAAUACAGCAGCGCUCGUUUGCUGGAGAUACUGCCGCGCUAAAAUAGACGAACCAGACAUGAAGCUUCAUAAUCGGCGCAAGAUCCGCAUUAGCUGGUUUAAUAACCGUUAUCGAGCGGUUUACAUUUUUCUUGCUUUAUAUUUGGCCCUCACCAUUCUCCUUGGUAUCCGUCUGAAUGAAUGGUCACCCCACCAGGAGCCUGGUCGUUGUUAUUAUUCGACACUCGUCACCGAUCCAUCUGCCUCUCACCCUGCUGCAGACAAGUAUUAUGUGGGGUUCACCAGUACCUGGCUCAUGAUUGUUGUCCUUGCCAGUGUUUUUGCUGGAGUCAAGAGAAGACGUGCUAUUCUGGUGCUCUCGUCGCUCCAUUUCCCCUUGCACCUCUAUAUGACGAUUGCCCUUCGAGUGGCAAAUGAUAAGAAAUUGGAAGGAGAGAUAACUCAUGAGAAUGAGUGGGAUUUUGGUCAGACAACGGCCGUCAUGCUUCUGGCGAUUGCCCUUGUGGAGCUUUUCAAGAAAGGGAAAGAGUACUACGAUUUUGAGAGCUAUGUGGCUAAGUUUGGGGUACCUCCUAGUGAGAAUGAUGGAAUGAUUCAAAAGGAUGAGGAGGCCAAUAGGAGCAACUCUCUCUUGGUCCAGGGUCCUGGAGGCAAGAACAUAGCCGAGGAAAGGCGCCCUGCAAUGGAGGAGCACACUUCGAGUUAA